Messenger RNA from Carassius carassius (crucian carp), 1192 nucleotides. Its product is annotated as UPF0547 protein C16orf87 homolog. The record is from RefSeq and is a predicted model, not a curated record. The transcript has 4 exons. Bases 222 to 680 code for a protein of 152 amino acids. Lineage: Eukaryota; Metazoa; Chordata; Actinopteri; Cypriniformes; Cyprinidae.
GUCUUACCAUUGCUAGCUGUGGGUCACGUGAGCUGACAGCCAGGACCUAUCACAGCUCUACAGUGCGCAUGCGCAGUCUGUACAAUGUGGUUGAUGGUCCAUCGGCUUGUGUGUGUGUCUGAGCCCCGGGAACCCGAUCAGCUGCACUUCUCUGUGUGUGUGUUAGUGCAGCUGCACGGUUUACAGCUCGAGGGAUAUUAUUGAAGCUCGUCGUUAUAAAUAUGUCUACAAACAAAGUGAAGAAAGUGAAAAAGGCCACCAAAUCAUGCCCGGAGUGUGACCAACAGAUUCCUGUGGCUUGUAAAUCCUGUCAUUGUGGCUACGUCUUCAUAAGCCGAAAGCUUCUAAAUGCCAAAUUAAAUGAGAGGUCUCCAGUAAUGGACAAUGUGGAUGCAAAGAGAAGACGAACAGAAAGAAUCAGAAAAGAGAAGAUAAACUUAACCUCUACCAGUGAUAUGGAAAACAGGAGAGGACCCCGUUCCAGCAGUCAGUCAGAUCCCAUCCGCAGAGGAAGAGGCAGACCCAAAACUGUUGGGCUGAAGAAGCAGGAGGAAGAAAAAGAGAAACAAGAAAAGGAGGUAGACCUUUAUGCCAACCUCUCAGAUGAGAAGGCUUUUGUGUUCUCAGUGGCCUUGGCUGAGAUUAACCGCAAAAUUCUGGGCCAGAGACUCAUCCUGUAGCAGGCGUUGGGAACGGUUGCAGCUAAAACUCAGGACUAUUACUACGUGGCCGUCCCAUCUGUCUGUUUAAAAGCGGGUUGUGAAACUCUGACCCGGAAAGACUUAAACCCCUGCCUGUGUGGCUGAAGCUCAGUGGUGCUCCCGUGAAUCGGUGGCCGGUUUGUGUAUGAGGAGAAAUGAGUGACAAGUGUAGUAAUGAUAAGUGGUGUAGGAUUCUAUCUAUUUUAAUGGCAAUUUUACGGAAUGUUCUAAAUGUUGCUACCAGUCGUUUCUUAAAAUUUCAAGCUUUUUAUUGGGGGACAGUGGGUUCACCAAAAGAGCAAUUUAUGUGCAAAUUAUGACUGGUGCCAUUAUUCAGACUUGGAUCUACUCAAAUAUUUAGGUGCCAGUGAACCAUAUUUCAUAAUUAAUCUAACGGGAGCUGAAGCCUAGGAAAUGCCGGAUUAAUGGUUAUUUAUUAUGCCUGAAACACUAUAAUUUAAGUGCGUUUUUUUUUUUUUUUUUUUUUUUUU